ACCGGUUUCCUCCCACAUCCCAAAAAACAUGCAACAUGAAUUGGACCCUCUAAAUUGUCCCUAGGUGUGAUUGGGAGUGCGACUGUUUGUGUCUAUGUGCCUUAUGAUUGGCUGGCGACCAGUUCAGGGUGUAUCCCGGCUCCUGCCCGUUGACAACUGGGAUAGGCUCCACCACUUCCCGUAACCCCCGUGAGGAUAAGCGGUGAAGAACAUGGAUGGAUGGAUAAUUUAGUUUAUUUUUCUGUUAACGCUCAAUCUGGAAUGAUUCAUAUUUUCAUUAUUUAAAAAAUAUACAGCGGUGAUUAUGUGAAAUGUAAGCGCCGGUUGCUACAGCAACAUCAUUUUAAAAGUGCAGAUGAGGACGAGAAAGAUUUUUUUUUUCUCGUCCAUGAUGAUUUCAAGCUGAGUAAAAGAGAGGUAAAUUUAUAUCCACACUUGGAACCUUUUUUUUUCUCGAGUUCACUUGAUUUAUGCGAAGAAAUAAUAAAGCUAUCCGUUUCGGUGCAUAAAGCGUACAGUAUUGUGCACAAAAGCUAUGAGUGGCAAAGGUGAUCCAUCACCAGGAUUUGCAUGCUCAGUAUUUGCGCUUUGAAACGGUCUUCGGGUGCGAUAAAUAUCUCACCUGAGCAUAGCGCAAAGAGACGCACGCCUCAUUCCCAAAAAAAAAAAAAAAAAAACAAACAAACAAAAAAAACUGAAGACGACUUGACAACAGGAUGAAUCUACUGCAGUAUGUUUUCAGAUACAUGUGGAAAAUAAGUGAAUGAUUCACUGAAGCUAAUGCUAACACGCUCAAUGAAUCAUACACUAUGCUCGGUGACAAUUGUAAACAAGCGAAAAAUGAAAAACAGAUGCACAAAAAGGCACGAGUUCCGUGCCUGAACACGGUCUAACUGUUGUAACGGUCUCUGACUUUGUAGCCUUUAUUUCCACAUUUCUUACCCACCAUUCCACUGUGCGGUCUCAAAAGGCGGCCAUGCUAGCAUCAAGCGUCAAAAUAAAUGUCUUCACAUCAAGAUUAUUAAAGGUCAAGUGUCAUGCUUUAAAUAUUGUAAAAUUGAUAUUUUCACGAAAAGUACAUAUAACAUGAUUCACUUCAAUGGCUAUACGAAAAAAAUAAAUAUGAGCGGAGAGCGCGUCAGCCAUGCGCAAAGUUGCGGAAGUCUCAUUCGACAUUCAGGCGGUAGCCAUAUUGGCUGCAUCUUCUGUCCGUGAUGUCACACUGCUGUGACGACGACGGUGUAGCCAAACCGCCUCCCCCUCCGAUCCAUCUCUGCGGCUAUGAGCCACAGCGGCCUGGCGCCGCGUCCGCCGGUCACGGCUUCGGCCGGGGUGGCACAUCAACACAUUUAGCACCCCUGAUUUACGGAUUACGUCCCCCUCCAACUAUUAUUGUUUUUUUAGUCGCUCUGUACACCCCUUCCUGUCAUUUUGAACCCACGAAGCUCUCGUCCUUUGCACCUGUGCAAUCCAUUUUUCACAACAAACCGGGUCUUUUUAAAAAGUGCGAAAAGCGAAUCCAUCCUCUCGAGUGUUCGAACAAGAUCCAGCAAUGCAGCGAGCCGGCAUUUUGGCUAACACGAAGGAACAACGAGCUACCUUCCCGCAGGUAAAACUAAUGGAAACAAACGAGUCCACUUGGGGGCGCCGCUGUCCUUUACGUCACUUCCUGCUUCUCGAAAACAAAUCCCUCGAGAGGAUUUUCAUGGUGGGAGUUACAAAAAGCCAUAUAUGUCAAAAUUAUGUUUUGUGGUGAAAAAAAAUGGCUGUGUCCAUACCGGGUGCCAUUUUUUUUUUCCAUUAAUAACAUACUAAAAAUCAUGCAUUUUAUGACAGUGGACCUUUCGAUAUCAUCACUCAUAUACCUUGAACCGUAAAAGUCAUUUAUAACACGAACCCCUUUAAGUCUGGUUUUUAUCGUAUUGUAUGUUGGGGGUAUUUAUUGACAUUUUAAGGUACUUUGUGUGCUUGAAUCUAGUUUGUAUUUUGAAGUUUGUGAAAGAUAUUGUUGCAUAGGCAAUGAAAUCUGACUCGUCGACGUUAAUGAUGGCUGCAAAUUUAGCCGAUAGGCAAAGUGCUUUCAUUUUCUGCCUCGUCGGGGGUCUCCUGGUGUGCUUGUUGAAGGUUUCUUCGUAGUUUCUAGACUUGACGGUGAGGUUUUGAAGCAAUUUGCAAAGUUGACCAUUUUUGCAAAAUCUACUCCCAUUGAGCAGCUAAUUUUUGUUUUGUGUGUGUGUGUCCACCCGGGGUGUCUUCUGUUGUUGAAAAUGUAUUUUUAGCAACUUUUGUUUUUCUUUUUUUUUGACAGUUAUGGAGCUGACAAUUGAAGCCCUUUGUUAAACCGUUUUUGGGGACUAGUGACUCCUCUAAAUCUUCGAGCCUUUUAAGGCCAUUAGUGUCCCGUCGAUGACGUCAUCAAGUGUCACGGCUCUUUCAUCAAUGGAAGGACAAGCAGAGGUGCAGUUCUGUCGGGUCUCGAAGUCACGCAGGGCGCGUGGUGGUGCGACUUGACAAACAAGCCCCGUGAAGAUCCCCACGAUACGCAGGAAGGUGUUACAGCUAUUUGCAUACCGGCGGGGUUUGAGGAGGACUUGACAUCGGAACAGGAAGCCGGUUAGGCAUUUGAAACGUGAGGUUUUAGCAGCCGCGUUGGAUUACAUUUGCUUUGCAACCAUCUGCAAGGGGGGGGGGGUGAAAGAGGGAGAGGCAAGGCUGCAAAACAGCAAAAUUAAUAAAGAAUACUUUUAGUGGAGUGACUGAAAAGUUCCUGUCUGCACCAUGGGGAAGUCAGCCUCAAAGCAAUUUGCAGAGGAGGUUUUGCAGUGCCAUAACGACUACAGGAGGAAGCACCAAGCUCCGGCGCUCAAGCUGAGCGGCAAACUGAACCGAGAGGCCGCCCGUUAUGCUGAAAGCCUGGCUAGCACGCGCAUCCUAAAACAUAGCGAGGAGUCGAGUAGGGGAAGCUGUGGCGAGAACCUGGCAUGGGCCUCCUACGACCAGUCAGGGAAGGAUGUGGCCGACCGCUGGUACGAUGAAGUGAAGCAGUACAACUUCAACUCUCCUGGAUUCUCCUCGGGAACCGGCCACUUCACCGCAAUGGUGUGGAAGAACAGCACGACGCUCGGCGUCGGUAAGGCCGUCGCCUCGGACGGCUCCUCCUUCGUGGUGGCCCGAUACUUCCCGGCUGGGAACAUCACCAACCACGGACACUUUGAGAACAACGUCCUCCCCGCGAAAUCCGCAGGUUGCCCUUCUUAAAAACGCCCCCCGCCGCCCCCCCCAGCUCCCGCCACUUCACUCAAACGUCGCUGCAUUGAAGUGGUGAGUUGACGAAGGGGAGUUCUACUGAUUGCCUUUUGGAGAAUCGUGCGACCGUCCAGCGUCGGACUUGAGGAGCCACUUUUUCUCCUCGGGAAAGGACUUAACAAACGGCAAAGUGUUACUACUGUGUACCGACGCACAGGGACUCACCGUGGUGUGUAUUUGUCUACAAACAAACUAAUAAGAGUAACAAGGAGUCUGUUUGACGUCUGAAAUGAAGCCAUUCAACAUUUUUGGUAUUCUGGCUUUUUUUGUACUUAUCAACCAAGAAUCUCAUGUUUGUGUUUUUACUAGUACAUAUGAUGUAGUAAAAUUGUGUGUGUGUGUGUGUGUGUAGGGGGGGGUUCAUAUUAAAAAAAACCUGUUGUAAUCUGCCAAUACUGUUAAUUAAAAUGACAAGAAUA
Messenger RNA from Syngnathoides biaculeatus (alligator pipefish), 3725 nucleotides. RefSeq names its product GLI pathogenesis-related 2, like (gene glipr2l). Gene Ontology annotation, cellular component: extracellular region. The coding region runs from base 2779 to 3258 and encodes 159 amino acids. Lineage: Eukaryota; Metazoa; Chordata; Actinopteri; Syngnathiformes; Syngnathidae. The transcript is spliced from 5 exons. The record is from RefSeq and is a predicted model, not a curated record.